This is a messenger RNA of Aspergillus terreus NIH2624, 1551 nucleotides long. RefSeq names its product chromatin-binding transcription regulator ADA2 (gene adaB). The record is from RefSeq and is a predicted model, not a curated record. Gene Ontology annotation, cellular component: nucleus; SAGA-type complex. Bases 1 to 1551 code for a protein of 516 amino acids. The transcript is spliced from 3 exons. Gene Ontology annotation, biological process: regulation of transcription by RNA polymerase II; chromatin remodeling. NCBI's taxonomy places the organism in Eukaryota, Fungi, Ascomycota, Eurotiomycetes, Eurotiales, Aspergillaceae. Gene Ontology annotation, molecular function: chromatin binding; protein binding; transcription coactivator activity.
AUGGGUGUAAUACGCAAGAAGACCGCCUCGCGCGGUACAGAAGCCGGGACCAAAUAUCAUUGCGACAUUUGCUCGGUGGAUGUGACUUCAACGGUCCGUAUCUCCUGCGCCCACCCCGCCUGUCAUGAAUAUGACCUCUGCGUCCCUUGCUUUGCCGCCGGCGAAAAGUCGAAGAACCACGACCCCUCCACCCAUCCCUACCAAGUGAUUGAGCAGAACUCUGUCCCUAUCUUCCAGGAGGACUGGGGCGCUGAUGAAGAACUCCUUCUCCUUGAAGGUGCCGAGAUCUACGGUCUGGGCUCCUGGGCCGACAUCGCAGACCACAUCGGCGGCUACCGAACUAAGGAUGAAGUUCGCGAUCACUACAUCAGCACUUAUAUCGAGAGCCCCAACUUCCCCUUGCCGGCGAGCGCCGACCCCGAGGAUACGCGCCUGUCCGAUUCCAUUUCGAAGGAAGAAUUUCAGUCCCGCAAGAAACGGCGCAUCGAGGAGCGCAAGGAGGCAGCCAAGGCGGCGCCGCCGACCACGCCCAAACAGAAGCCGACCGCUAGUGUACCAGCCUGCCACGAAGUGCAGGGUUACAUGCCUGGUCGGUUGGAGUUUGAAACCGAGUUCAUGAACGAUGCAGAGGAAGCCGUGCAGCAUAUGACGUUCGAACCGGGUGCGGGUGAAACGGCAAACGGCGAGACCGACGCGGAGAUGGAACUGAAGAUGACGGUAGUGGACAUCUACAACUCUCGUCUCACUGCCCGAAUGGAGCGCAAGAAGAUCCUCUUUGAGCACAACCUUCUGGAAUACCGAAAGAAUACGGCACAAGAGAAGAAGCGCACGAAAGAAGAGCGAGAUUUACUCAACAAGGCCAAACCAUUUGCACGGAUGAUGAAUCACGACGACUUUGAGGAGUUCAACAAGGGCCUCGAAUAUGAGCACAACCUACGCCUAGCCAUUUCACAAUUGCAGGAGUGGCGGCAGAUGGGAAUCGGAGAUCUAAAAGGGGGCGAGAAGUACGAGCAAGAAAAGCAACAACGGGCUCAGCGUCUCAUACCCCAAGGGUCCUUCGACCGGUUCGCCAGUACCCGCCCGAAGCAGUCGCAACAGCCAGAGGGGCCAUCUGCAGCCAGUCAGCUGACGACACCUGAGCUGCCUUUGCGGUUACAAAAGGCCUCGGGUGCUAACAAAGCGCCUGAGCCGUCCAAUGUGCCGCUGAACGACUUUGACCGCGCCUUCGCCGCCAACGGAGAGUCGACACCACAGCCGGCGAAGACCAAAUUCGUGAUCCAGCCGCUGAACGGGGUGAUCCCUUGGAAACUAGAGAACGAUGGCGCGCCCGAUUUGCAUCUCUUGACGAAGGAGGAGGUUGAGCUGUGCAACGUGCUCCACAUCCAGCCGAAACCGUACCUAGUGAUCAAGGAGACCUUGCUCAAGGAGGCCAUGAAGCAGGGCGGUAGUUUGAAGAAGAAAGAUGCGCGGUCGAUCUGCAAGAUUGAUACCACCAAGACGGGCCGCAUUUACGAUUUCAUGGUGCACAGCGGCUGGAUCAACAAGGCAUAG